GGCUGAGCUUUCGGCGGCGGGCGGGGCACGCCGGGAAAGGUUCCGGGAAGGCGGGCCGCCCCCCGAGACCGGGCGCGGAAGUCGCCGGCGCCCGUGUGUCCUCCGCCCGGACCUGCCGCCAUGUCGUCGGGGGACGCGGGGCCCGGCGGGCGGGAGGCGGCCCCGCGCGCGGCGGCCGCGCUCUGCGGCUUCUUCCACGAGGCCGGGCAUCGGCUGAGGCGCCUGCAGGACCAGCUGGCCGCGCGGGACGCCCUUAUAGAGCGCCUCCGCGCCCGCCUGGCCGCGCUCGACGGGGACACGGCGCCGUCGCUCGUGGACGCGCUGCUGGCGCAGGUGGCGCGCCUCCGGGAGCAGCUCCGGCAGCAGGAGGGCGGCGCCGCCGAGGCCGCGCUGCGCCAGGAAAUCGAGAGACUUUCUGAGCAACUGGAAGAGAAAGAAAGGGAGAUGCAGCAGCUGCUGGGCCAGCCAGAGCACGAGCGGGAGAAGGAAGUCGCCCUGCUGCGGAGAAGCGUCGCAGAGAAGGAGCGGGCCCAGGCUGCCAGCCACGUUCUGUGCCGCUCCCUGGCGGAGGAGACCCGGCAGCUGCGGAGGGCCCUGGCGGCCACUGCUCACAUGUGCCAGCAUCUGGCCAAGCGUCUGGAUGAACGCCAGCAUGCACAGUGUGACCCUGGGGAGAAAGGCCCUCAGCCAGAAUGUACAGCCAGGGCUGCCUCUGUCCAGGCUGCCAUGGAGAAGUUACAGGAGGAAAACCAGCUGCUGACGCAGAGGGUGACUCACGUCGAAGACCUCAACGCCAGGUGGCAACGCUACGACGCCAGCAGGGAGGAGCAUGUGAGGGGCCUCCAUGCGCAGCUGAGGGGACUGCAGGGCCCCCGUGAGCCCACUGGACCCUCCCCUCCUGAGCUGAUGAAGGAGAUUUCCCGGCUCAAUAGGCAGCUGGAGGACAAGAUGCACGACUGUGCGUCCAUGAGGCAGGAGCUGGCGGCCACGCUGAGGGCCCGGGACGGUGCACUGGAGCGCGUGCAGAUGCUGGAGCAGCAGAUCCUCGCUUACAAGGAUGACUUCACCUCAGAAAGGGCCGAUCGGGAGCGGGCUCAGGGCAGGAUUCAAGAGCUGGAGGAAAAGGUGGCCGCCUUGCAGCACCAGGCGCCCUGUGGACAGGACUCCCGAGAACCAGGCUCCUGUUGGAUUCAUGCUGGGAGUGAGGCCCCCAGGUACCUGGAAACAGGCGCUCUGGAGUGGGCAGCAGCCAGUGGCCGGAGGCCUGAGACUGGGUCCCAGUGGCUGGAGGGCCCGGACCUGCCUCCACAGGCCAGACCUCAGGAGGCCCCAUCCCCCUCUAUGCCCAUCCUCUACUACCCUCUGACUUGGUCCUAA
Molecule: messenger RNA, 1377 nt
Organism: Manis javanica (Malayan pangolin)
Lineage: Eukaryota; Metazoa; Chordata; Mammalia; Pholidota; Manidae
Gene: TNIP2
Product: TNFAIP3 interacting protein 2
Biological process (GO): toll-like receptor 2 signaling pathway; toll-like receptor 3 signaling pathway; regulation of transcription by RNA polymerase II
Molecular function (GO): K63-linked polyubiquitin modification-dependent protein binding
Source: RefSeq, a predicted model, not a curated record